AUGCCCUCAAAUCCUCCCUCGACUUCCUCCGACACUGAAAGCAUCAGUUCGUACGGGAAAGAUAGAACGGUGUUCGACGAAGAGGAAUCAUACAUGACAGAUGUAGACCUACCCGAGAUCAAGCAGCUUGCCAGUCAAACCAUCGGUCCAAAUUUUGCAUGCGCAACUACUUGUCGCUCACUUUCAAUAUCUACGGGCUAUUACUCAAUUUUGAACACGAGGACUCCAGGCCAGGCUCACCUGACAUGCUGCACACUCCAGAAAGGCCUUAUCAGCGACAUGGGCCUUGUCGCUAUAUCUUUGAAGACGAUCACGGUUUUGAUGUACAUUCGAAACGCGGAUGGCAAAAUUGCGCCGCUCUCGUCGCAAUCAUCACUCUUCUCCUUUGGGCGUUUGUGGUCUGGCCGGUGUGGAGAAACACAGAAUAUCAUCGACAUCACGAUCCGCUCGCUACACUUGACCUGA
Messenger RNA from Puccinia triticina, 465 nucleotides. RefSeq lists its product as uncharacterized. The transcript is spliced from 4 exons. Bases 1 to 465 code for a protein of 154 amino acids. The record is from RefSeq and is a predicted model, not a curated record. NCBI's taxonomy places the organism in Eukaryota, Fungi, Basidiomycota, Pucciniomycetes, Pucciniales, Pucciniaceae.